Molecule: messenger RNA, 825 nt
Organism: Colletotrichum destructivum
Lineage: Eukaryota; Fungi; Ascomycota; Sordariomycetes; Glomerellales; Glomerellaceae
Product: Putative 2EXR domain-containing protein
Exons: 1
Coding region: 1-825 (274 amino acids)
Source: RefSeq, a predicted model, not a curated record
AUGACAUUUCAUACCUUUAGAGACUUGCCUCCUGAGAUCCGGGCGUUGAUUUGGGCCUUCUCCCUUCCCGAGAGUGAGCCAGAAGUCUGCAUAGCGCAACCCACGGGCGACGCACCGCACUCCUUGGUGGUCUAUACCGCCUUCCCGGUUAUCAUGCACGUUUGUCGCGAGGCCCGCCAGUUUGUGCAGAAUACCCGACUGAGUGGCAUCAACUUUGCGUCUUCAGGGUCGGCCUAUACCACAGCUGGAUGCCCUGUGCCCUUCCGCCCCUUCCGGCCGGAACUUGAUACCCUCUUCUGCCAGAACACGGGCCCUGCCGCACUGGAAGACAUCUCGAGCGAGGACGAUCUCGAACCAAUCCUCCAGGAAACACGUCAUCUCGCCAUCUCGGGCGAAAGAGAGUACAUCAACCUAGUGGCCUGGGUCUUGCUGUUCUACUUUCCCAAACUGGAGGCGUUAUCUGUGGUUGUCGGCGAUCCGUCCCUCGACACUUGUUUUGAGUCCUACUUCGACGCACCAAAUACAAGAUGCAAGCUGCGCAGAAUAUCAGACGAGCAUGCGAGGUCAACAGUUUUGGGGGCGAGGAAACCCGUUGAUCUUGGCGUCGGGGAGCCAAUUUAUAUCUCGGAUUGCAUGGAGCAGUUCACCCGGCAACUCGAAACUCUCAUGAUGGAGUGUUUCGAGGGCAUGGACAGGGUCGUACGGAAGUCGCAUCAGUGGUGGGACAACAAAGCGAAGACUGUCAGGAAGGUCAAAUACCUCACACAAACAUUCGUCGAGUAUGAGGAGGAUGGGCUUUUCAGGCUGAGCGAGUUUGUAGAAUAA